AUGUCGAGAAGGAGCUUCCUUCGCCAAACUCACUCGCUAGUCGACACAUUCCGUGCACUCCACCCCACGCCUAACGACGUUUUCUCCUUCUUUGGCAGGCAACGCCACAACACAGUGACCCCGCCCACUUCCUCUCGUCUCGACAGAACUUGCAUCUCCCGAACCUUCCUCCCCCGUCUCGUUGCUAGCCCGUACCUCCAAGCCCGCAGGACUAUCACGGAUCACUUGUAUGCCCCCCUCUACUCGCUCUGUUUCACCAACCCCACAGUAGCCCCCCGUCCCUGGCAACUACGCCAACAUCUACUCACGCGCCCCCACGCUGCACAAAUAAUUGAUGCCGCCCUAGCAGCCUUCCCCUCCUCCCCUUCCCCAGAUUCCUGGGACAAAUGGAAGCUUGACCUCACCCUUAACUUUAAAAGAUUUUCCAACCAGGAAAAGCGUCGUGUCGACGGCACGACUGCACAUCUGGAACACACCAUUGGCUCAUUACAGCUGCAAGCAGCGUAUACCCCUUUGAAUCAGGACGAAUCUUCCCGCCUAGACCAAGCUCGGCUUCACCUGGCCAGAUAUGAAGCCUCGAAAGCCUCCGAGAUCGCGCUCAAGGCUAAAUUUAAAGUAGAGGGGCACAGAGAAAUGGGAGUCUCCUCCCUCCUCUCCGGACUCAACUCCCGGAUCAAAGGCUCGAUCAUCAACUCCUUGACCCUACCCAACGGACUGACAACCUCGGACCUCUCCACCAUGACCAACAUGUGCUCUAACUUCUUCCUGGCCCUUGAUAGCGGGAGCAACCCUGUCACCCGCAACCCAUCCUUCUGGCAACAUAUCCCCCCCUCCUCCAUCCCGAACCCCCUACUCAUCCGCCUCAGUUCCCCCCUUUCCCUAGCUGAAAUCGGAGAGGCUCUUCUCUCUCUUUCACGAGGAAAAACCCCUGGCCCAGACAGUCUCCCCGGGGAGCUCUUCCGACAAUACUCCCCACGCUUCGCACCGGCCUUUCACUCCCUGCUCUCACCACCACAGCCACUCUCCCACCUCCCUCCGUCCAUGCUGACCGGACGAACCGUCCUUAUCCCUAAAAGGGGGGACUCCUCGCUAGUGGAAAACCUCCGACCCAUCACCCUCAUGAACGCUGACUACAAGGUCCUCGUGCUAUGCCUUGCUAACCGCCUCCAGCUCGUUCUCCCCCAACUCAUCCACCCAUCUCAAACCCCUUUUAUCAAGCACAGGAAAAUCGGAGACACGAUCAACGAUACCCUUAACAUCACGGAGUGGGCGGCCUUCUCCUCAUCCCCCCUUCUUGCUCUUACGGUGGACUUUCGCAAGGCUUACGACCUCGGCUGCCCACUGGCCCCCUUGCUUUUCGUCUGCGUCAUCGAGAUCUUCCACCGCUACAUGUCCCUCUCCCUUCCCGGUUUCGCCUUGUCCUCCACUCAGCGCCGCCUCAUGGCGUGCUACGCGGACGAUGUCACCCUUUUUCUUACCUCGGAUGCAGAGCUCGGACAAGUUGUACUGAUGCUCGGCGUUUUUGGAUCGGUCUCUGACGCAAAACGCAUCCUCCCAGAGCUUAUCAAGGCUAUUAAACCACCUUGGUGGGCCGCCCUUCGAACCCCAUACGCUUCUUCUGCAUCCCCAGGAGAUUGGUUCACGCUCUCUGAAGACAUCUACACCGCAUCUCCUCUCGCUCUCCAAGUUGUAUCCUUCACCCCCCCCUCCUCCGUCUCGGCUACUAUCCACCACGUCUCGCCAAAUAAACUCAUCGCCCGUGCCCCUGCAGCCACUGGACUCUUUCGCCUACAGGAUCUCGUGGAGGUGUACGUCAGGGAACGGUGGCUCGCAGGGCCGCUUCACCAAGGGGCUGGGUUAGGGGUUAGGUUAGGACUACUGCAGGAUGGCACCCCCAGCAUCGCCGACAUCCGUCGCCUCCUCUACUCAGCACAACCACUAACUCACCACCUCCGAUGGACCUGCGACCUCACCGUCCCUCCUCCUCCUCUCCCUGACCUUACACAUUCAGUGUGUAGACAACCCGAGAUGACUUCUGCAUCAACUCAAACAUCAAAUCGGGUGUACAUACAACCCCAACCCGAGCUAGCCAAUGCAUACUUCCCGGACUCUUCACGAAUUUGCCGACGAAAUGGUGGUAACACCCGCAACUCAAUCUCGUCCGCUCUGGCGCAAGUUUCGCUAAAGCGCCCUCUUCCGCCAGUUCUGCUUCCGCUCGCCAGCCCCGCUGAACCCGCCGUCUCGCCUGUUCUCCGCUCCCCUCCGCUGAACCAUCUUCCUGAUGCCUAUCCAUGUUCCGCCGGUCUCGCGGCAGAGGCAGGGGGAACCGCGGUCGGUGCAGUGAGCGCCCGUUUUGGAGGCGCGGACGGGUUGACGGCGGGAGAUUGGGGCGACAGACAGAAAAGGAGACGGUUGUUUUUCCCCCUGGUCGGAGAAAGCGCGGCAGCGAGUGAAGUGGAAACCGCGCAGGAGGCGGCACGCGCGAGGGCGCCCGCGCGUGCGGAAACUCUUGCUGAGGACCGGGCGACCAUGGGCGAAUCUUCUGAGGAGCGUGCGACUGCGGGCGCGGGCUUUGCUGGUAUUGCGCGCUCGGAGCUGCGAGUUGCUCCUGAUGGCGGAGGAAGAUGGCGGAAACGGCGGCUGGGGGAGGGGGGCGCUGGUUUGGGGGGAGCGGAAGUGAGCGCGGGGGAGUGGAGACCGGGGGAAGCGGCAGCGGCGGAAGAGGCGGAAGAGGCAGGUGGCAUUGGGGCGGAAGCCAAACGGAGGAGGCAAGGAGGGAUGGACGGGCAGUGGAGGGCCGGGUGGAGAGGCAGGCAGGGAGAGGGAGAAAAGGAUGAAGAGGGAUGGGAGGAGGAGGAGGAUGAGGAGGAGAAUAGUGAGGACGAUGAGGAGGGAGGGGAGGAGGAGUUAGAAGAGGAGGGUGAGGUGGAUGAUGAGAAUGAUGAGGUGGCAAGGAGCGAAGAGGAUGGGGAUGAAGGCGAAAAUGACCAGCAGGGAAACAGAGUGGAGAGGGAAGGGUGCGCACGUAUGCGGAUCCGCAGGGGGCCUCAGCAUGACAGGUCGAUUCAGCCAGAUGAAGAUGGUGAGGUUGAGGAGGAGGAUGAGGGGGAGGAGGACGACGAGGAGGAGGAAGAAGAGGAUGAAGAGGAGGAGGAAGAGGAGAAUGAUGAGGAUGAGGAUGAUUAUGACGAGGAUGAGGACGGGGAUGAGAACGAUGGUGACUGUAGCAGUGACUAUGACGAGAGCUGGUGGGAGGAGUGCGAAAGUGAUGUGGAGGGAGGGGAGGAGGCGAACAGCAGGUUGGGGGAGGAGAGAUUGGUGGAUGGAUUGAGAGAAAGUUUUCAGAAGCUGGAAACGGAGUGUAGAUUGGCGCGGAAGAACUAUGACGAGUUGCGAUCUGCUUGUAAGCAGCUUCAGGAGCAGAACAGCUUCUUCCGAUCUAAGAUUGAAACCCUUCAAGUGCUCCGUGGGGGAUUUCAGACUAAGCAAGGUUAG
Closterium sp. NIES-65 is the source of this 3495-nucleotide messenger RNA. The record is from the annotation of a GenBank genome assembly. NCBI's taxonomy places the organism in Eukaryota, Viridiplantae, Streptophyta, Zygnematophyceae, Desmidiales, Closteriaceae.